GAAAGAUUAAGAUAGUUAAAUAACUAGUCUCUUGACAAAUCCUUGACAAUUUUGCUAAAACUGAUUAUUAUGGCUAUCAUGAGGGUUGACUCAGUAUUGUGCCGGUGUCCAUGUUUACUUGCUAAUCGCCGGCGCGGGCGCCGAACGCCUUAGCUUGCUCAAGGAUCAUAAGUUGAAAUUAUGUGCUAAAAAUAUAUAUAAAGAAAUUAAAAUCAAUCCGUAAAUAUCUUACUAUAUAAGACUAAGAUCAUGGAAAUUGGAAAUAUAAUACUAUUGUGUGUCUUGGUGUUAUGUGCGUGUACUCCAAAAAGUUCGUGUUUAAAUUUAUCAUAUAAAAUUUCUGAUGAAGAUUAUUAUAAAUUACCAGAACUCUUCGCCUUAGAAAACUAUGAAAAAUGCUUGUCUCAAAAAGAUACAGUUUAUUGUGUGGGUACUUUUGAAUUACAAGCAUCACAACCUUCACAAGUCUUCGACAAAUUAAAGAAACUCACAGAAGAUACUAUUAUAAACUUUAAUCAUACAAAAAUAUAUAGAGGCAUUUGUUUAGGUAGCAUCGGAAAAUGUGCUAUUAAUAAAACAGUACCGUUAGAAAAAUCCUUUGAAGAUUGCAUCGACCAGGAGAUAAGAAAAGACUUCAGUCUUCGUGCUCAUUUAUCAGAAUUUGAUUAUUGCAAACAUCGAGAGGACAAAAGAAAAUUCGAUACGUUAGACCGAAUCUUUAUAUUGUAUAUUUGUAUAAUAGUACUCUUAAACUUCAUUGGCACAACUUAUGACGUGUGUCACAAGGAUGGAAGGUCAACAGGGAAUUCGUGGAUUAUGGCGUUUUCUCUACGCAAUAAUUGGAGAAAGCUAACAGAUAAUGUAGGAACAUCGGGACAGACUUUUCAGUGCUUUCACGGCAUGAGGGCUAUAUUAACAGUAUUAGUACACUUUGCACAUACAAUACUGGCGCUUAUUAUGGGUUUUAUCCCAAAUCCAAGAUACGUGGAAUUGGUACGUGACCGACCUGAGUUUCUAAUAUUAUUCAAUGGCACUGUUGUUAUUCAAACCUUUAUUGUAAUCACCAGCUUUUUAAGAACGAUGAAAACGUUUUGGCUAGCUGAUAACGGAAAACUAAGCUACAGCAGUGUCUUGGAGGCUGUUAUCGAAAGGUAUAUUAGAAUAAGCCCUUCCUUCAUUACCGCGGUUGGUCUAUCAGCGACGCUUGUGCCCCACUUAAGUGAUGGCCCACUCUGGAAGAAGCAUGUAGAAGGUGAAGCAGAGAUUUGCCGUACCACUUUUUGGCGUCAAUUGUUCCUUGUGCAGAAUCUCUAUCCACCCAGCUGCCAUCCUCAGGCAUGGUAUUUAGCAGUGGAUUUUCAAAUAUAUCUUUUAACGACUGUAAUUACCAUAUAUAUGGUCAGAAGAAAAGAUGAAAUUCCGAAAAUUUUGAUGCGUCUACUUAUGACAUCAUUAGCUUUAUUAUUUUUUAUAAUUUAUUUCCUGGAACUGAAGCCAAGUUUACAAAUAAUGAAACCAGAAAACCUUCUGAAUUCCUUCAAGUUCGAAAAGUCUUUUCACCUGCUUUAUCAGUCUUUGUGGGGCAACUUACCUUCGGCUAUCGUUGGUAUACUGACUGCAUGUAUUUACAUGCAUGUUAAAUCUUCAAAAUUGGAUCUGAAAAGCAAUAAGUUAUUCGUCUACGCAUUUAAACUGUCAAUACCUACAGCUUUUGCAUACGCUUUCUUGGGUCUUUUUUUGACGUUUUCUAUGACAUCACAUUUGACCGUGUCGGUUUACGCUACCAUGGAUAAGCCGACGUAUGCUGUCAUCAUGGCAAUCUUUAUUUUAGGAUGCAUCUUUAAGAUUGACGAUAUAUGCCGCAGCGUUAUAGAAUGGUCAGGAUGGGUAGUAUUAAGUCGACUAUCUCUUUCUGCUCUUCUAAUGCAUCUUAUAGUAAAUAUGGUCUUGGUAGCAAACAGACUGUAUCCUCUUAAUGCAUCUGUAGCAAAUGUAAUGGCGGACGGAAUUAGCGUGUCAGUCCUAACCUUCUUAUUUUCUGUGCCGUUAUGUCUGAUGGUAGAAUACCCAUUCAUACAUAUAUAUAAAAAGGCUACGGAACAAAAUAAAUCUCCAGCCGUAGUCGUAGCCAAUAGCAGCAGUAAAACAAAAGACAAUUAAAUUGAUGACGAACUCUUAAAACGACAUGGGGUAAUUAUAUGGCCAGGGAACACAUUGUUAAAAAUUGGAUACUUAAUUUAUUCUUUUGUAUUGAGUUAUGGAGUAUUUUUAUUAAAAUACAUUAAUACUU
Messenger RNA from Cydia strobilella, 2290 nucleotides. Its product is annotated as nose resistant to fluoxetine protein 6-like. The record is from RefSeq and is a predicted model, not a curated record. The transcript is spliced from 12 exons. NCBI's taxonomy places the organism in Eukaryota, Metazoa, Arthropoda, Insecta, Lepidoptera, Tortricidae. The coding region runs from base 250 to 2160 and encodes 636 amino acids. Gene Ontology annotation, molecular function: acyltransferase activity, transferring groups other than amino-acyl groups.